UCUAAAGAGUAGCUUAGAGCAAAAUCUGGUAAAAGCUAAAGCCUCACAAUGACUGGCCUAAGCCGUGACCCAAAACAAUUGGUGCAUGAAAAAACUGAUAUGGGUGACCGCUGAUAUUCAUAAGAUUUUAGCUUUUGGUGAAGGCCAAUUCAGGGAAGGCAUGCUGACAUAUGUGAAACCUUCGGUGCGCGCGCUGCCCCUUCCCUCUGCUCUCACACCUCUGUUCUUGUUCAACUCUAAAUCUCUCCCUCGAUGUUGUUGGCAGCAGAAGCCAUCACGCUUGCAGCUCAAGUGGAAAGGGGAAAUUGGGACGAGGGGCCUGCGUGUGAUGGCACAAGCCAAAAGAGUUUUGCUUGACAAACUUAAGCAGCCCAAGGAAUUUGCUUUGAGCAUAGAAUAUGAAUCACCAUUGCAAAUUGUUGAGUAUCCUGAUCCAAGAUUAAGAGCCAAGAACAAGUUCAUCAAUAAAUUUGAUGAGAAGCUCGAGAAAUUAGUAAACGAGAUGUUUGAUUUGAUGUACAAGACUGAUGGAGUUGGUCUCUCUGCACCACAAGUAGGAGUAAAUGUUCAGCUCAUGGUGUUCAAUCCUGCGGGUGAACGUGGCAAAGGAGAGGAGAUUGUUCUCAUCAAUCCAGAGAUUUACAAGUUUUCUAGCAAAACAGAAGUUUUUACAGAGGGUUGCUUAUCAUUUCCAGAAAUUUAUGCUGAUGUUGGGAGACCCUUGUCUGUAAAGAUUGAAGCUCAGAAAUUAACAGGGAAGAAAUUCACUUUGAAACUGAAAGAGUUCCAUGCACGAAUUUUCCAGCAUGAAUAUGAUCAUCUUCAGGGAGUUCUCUUUUUUGAGAGGAUGCGGCCAGAAAUUCUUGAAACUAUCCAGCCAGACUUGCAGGCCUUAGAACUGAAAUAUGAGAGGAAAACUGGUAAGCCUGCUCCUGAAAAGAUUAAAGCUAACUAAAAUUAUUGGUGACUAGGUGUCUGUCAUCUGUGACAUUUGAAGAUUUCUCCAAAACAAAAGAUUCAAGGGCAGUCAAUGUAGGAAUUUGUGCAGUAAAAAUUACAACCAUCUUAUGUUGACCCAAUAGUGGGGUACUUUAUGUUCAAAGCUCUUGCUUAUUUGGAGCCAUGUCAAACAACAAUUUUUUUAACAAGAUUGUGAAAAAGAAAUUCAAUCAUAACUUGUACCCUAAGUCAUAUCUGUUUCGUGAAUCUAUUUAUCAUUCCAUUAUUUCUUUUUGGUGAAA
Cryptomeria japonica (Japanese cedar) is the source of this 1241-nucleotide messenger RNA. RefSeq names its product peptide deformylase 1B, chloroplastic/mitochondrial. The transcript is spliced from 6 exons. Gene Ontology annotation, cellular component: mitochondrion; chloroplast. Gene Ontology annotation, biological process: peptidyl-methionine modification. Gene Ontology annotation, molecular function: peptide deformylase activity. The record is from RefSeq and is a predicted model, not a curated record. Bases 86 to 955 code for a protein of 289 amino acids. NCBI's taxonomy places the organism in Eukaryota, Viridiplantae, Streptophyta, Pinopsida, Cupressales, Cupressaceae.